CAAAGAGAGAGAAACCGGAAUCCUGAAUCAAACUCCCUCGAUUUUCCCGAAAACCCACCAAAGAAAAUAAAAAGAAGAAAAAAGAAAAGAAGCAUCUGACAAUUCACCAAACACUCUCAAAAACUUUUAAUUUAAUUUUUAUUAGACCCCUUUUCUCUUCUUCUCUCGAUUUUAUUAAACAUCCGCAAUUCACCUUUUAAUGAAUUUUUUGUUUUCUUUAAAAUUACGGAAGAAAAAGAAAAUUAAAAGAAAAUCAAAAGAGAAAUUUUGUGUGUGUGUGUGUGAUUAUGAUUGAAACGAAUAGUCAGACAAAGCACUGUUGGUGUUGUUCGUUCGCUUGCUGUUCUUCUUCGUGAUUUCUUAUUCUUUUUAAUAUAUAAAUCUUAUUUUUUAAAAGAAACUCAUCUCGGUUUUUAUUAAUGAUCUUGUCGAUAUUGCUCCCGUUGUUAAUAAUGUUUAAUGUUUUUGAUUUUAUUUGUGAAAUUCCCAAUCACAUUCGUAGUAGAGAGAGAAAGUUUUUCCUUUUGGUUUUUUGGUGGAUUUUUAUUCUUCUUUACUUACAUUUCUCUUUUUCGUCAAACCAAAAAUCCAAACGGUGUUCGUGAUGCUGUUUCUUCCUCUCUUCACACAAAACCCAGAACAAUCAUUCCUUUGAAUCUCUCCUCUUUCCCCAACGAACUUCCCUCAAAUUCACAAGCUUUUUGAUCUAUCUUGUUUAUUGAAGUAAAAGAAAAAUGGAAGGUGGGUCUGAAGCAGAGAAGAACAAAACACCUGAAGGUCCUGCUGAAAGCAAGUCAAAACGGAAAAUGAAAACAGCUGCUCAACUUGAAGUUCUUGAAAACACCUACUCAGCUGAACCUUAUCCUUCGGAAGCUAUAAGAGCGGAUCUCUCAGUAAAACUGAAUCUUUCCGACAGGCAGUUACAGAUGUGGUUCUGUCACCGGCGGCUUAAAGACCGGAAAUCCUCAACUCCGAGCAAACGCCAGCGCAAAGAGCCGACACCGAGGGCGGUCGAAUCCUCGAGAACACCCGUCAAUGCCGGUGAUUUGGCGGCGGGAAAUGAGCAUAGCUCGUUUGGUCACGAGCUUGAUUCGAGAAGAACCCCUCGCGGAGGCGGUGGUGGUGUGACGGUGGUUAGACGGUUCAAUGAACCGUCUCCGGUCGAGGUUAGAGCCAUCGGCUAUGUGGAAGCUCAAUUAGGAGAGCGUCUGAGAGAUAACGGACCGAUUCUUGGAAUGGAGUUUGAUCCUUUGCCUCCUGGUGCAUUUGGUAUGCCUAUAGAGAUGCCAAGCCAUAGGAAGGCGACUAGGCAAGCUUUUGAGACGAAUCUAUAUGCCCGGUCCGAUGUAAAGACCAUUAAAGAUUCUGUGAGGACGAUUCGUGAAUAUCAGUUCCUUCCUGAGCAGCCAUCUUCAAGGACUGAUCAUUCAGAGAGAGCUUCACCGUCGUCGCAUCAUUUCGGAGUUCCACUUGAUGCUUCGGUUCUUAGGGGUUCAUCAGUCUCUGCAGUACAUCGAGAUGACUAUAAGAUUUCGCCUCAGAUACCGAAUUUGAAUCUUUCCACUCAUCAGGGGAAGACAGGGCACGUGUUCUCGCCUAGUUUGGGAGAAUAUGACUCACCGUAUCAGAAAAGCUACAUGGAUACUGCUCCACUAAACGAUCAUCAUCCCAUUCAUGAGGAUCCCUUUGUGAAAUCUGAGAGAGAAGUUGGCAAUGAUGAAGAUGAUGAAGAUGGUGCUCUGGAAAUGGAGAGAAGACGCAAGAGUGAAGAAGCAAGAAUAGCUCGGGAAGCCGAGGCUCAGGAGAAGAGGAUGAGAAAAGAGCUUGAGAAACUAGAUAUGAUGAGGCGAAAGAGAGAGGAGCAAGUGAGGAAAGAAAUGGAGAGACAAGACCGUGAAAGACGGAAAGAAGAAGAAAGGCUUUUACGUGAAAGGCAGAGAGAAGAAGAGAGGUACCUCAAAGAGCAGAUGCGAGAGUUGCAGCGAAGAGAGAAGUUCUUGAAGAAAGAAACAAUCAGGGCUGAGAAAAUGCGACAAAAGGAAGAGAUGCGUAGGGAAAAGGAAGUUGCAAGGCUUAAAGCUGCUAAUGAGAGAGCCAUUGCUCGUAAGAUUGCUAAGGAAUCUAUGGAGCUUAUUGAAGACGAACGCUUAGAACUCAUGGAGAUCGCUACGUUAACUCAAGGACUGCCUUCGAUGCUCGCUCUCGACUUUGAAACUCUACAGAACCUCGAUGCAUAUAGAGAAAAGCAGGCAAUAUUUCCCCCAACGUCUAUAAAAUUGAAAAAGCCUUUUGCUGUCAAACCAUGGAAUGGUUCUGAUGAGAAUGUUGCAAAUCUUCUUAUGGUAUGGAGAUUCUUAAUAACUUUUGCCGAUGUUCUUGGCCUUUGGCCAUUUACUCUGGAUGAGUUUACUCAAGCAUUCCAUGACCAUGAUCCAAGGCUCAUGGGAGAGAUACACAUUGUUCUUCUGAAGACUAUAAUCAAAGACAUUGAAGGUGUUGCAAGAACACUUUCAAACGGUGUUGGAGCAAACCAGAACGCUGCAGCUAAUCCCGGAGGUGGUCAUCCUCAUGUCGUAGAGGGUGCAUAUGCUUGGGGUUAUGAUAUACGCAGCUGGAGAAGAAACUUGAAUGUUUUCACUUGGCCUGAGAUCUUGAGGCAACUCGCUGUCUCUGCCGGUUUGGGACCGCAACUGAAGAAACCAGACAUUAAAACCAUGUCUGUUCAUGAUGACAACGAGGCGAACAACUCUGAGAAUGUGAUUUUCAACUUGAGGGUUGGAGUAGCAGCUGAGAAUGCUUUUGCCAAGAUGCAAGAAAGAGGUCUCUCUAAUCCGAGACGUUCACGACAUCGUUUGACUCCAGGCACAGUUAAAUUCGCUGCUUUUCAUGUUCUGUCUCUUGAGGGUGAGAAAGGUUUGACAAUUCUGGAGGUUGCAGAGAAGAUUCAGAAAUCAGGCUUGAGGGAUCUAACGACGAGCAGGACACCUGAAGCCUCGGUUGCUGCUGCGUUGUCUCGUGAUACGAAGCUCUUUGAGAGAGUAGCUCCUUCUACGUACUGUGUGCGUGCUCCCUAUAGAAAAGAUGCAGGUGAUGCAGAAACUAUCUUCGCUGAAGCCAGAGAGAGGAUACGCGCGUUCAAAAGCGGCGUUACCGAUGUAGAAGACGUUGAUGACGCUGAGAGAGAUGAAGAUUCCGAAAGCGAUGUCGGAGAUGAUCCAGAGGUUGAUCUGAACGUUAAAAAGGAAGAUCCAGAUGCUCUGGAGAUGGUACCAGCGACGGAGAAUGGGACCAUGAAAACCGAACCAGGACUGCCUCCUCUUACUCUUUCUCUCCCUGAGGAUAUGAAAGUUGAGAAAAGAGACGACAUGUUAGCGGAACAAUCUCUAGAGGAAGAUGGAGUAGCAGCAAACGAUGAGGAGAGUGGUUGUUUUGAUGAGAGCAAACUUGGGGAACAGUGGGUUCAAGGGCUUGUAGAAGGAGAUUACUCGAAUCUCAGCAUCGAGGAACGUUUAAACGCACUUGUUGCUCUCAUCGGUAUCGCCAUUGAAGGAAACACAAUCCGAAUCGCCCUUGAGGAGCGGUUGGAAGUUGCGAGUGCGUUAAAGAAGCAAAUGUGGGGCGAAGUACAACUCGACAAACGAUGGAAAGAAGAGUCUUUGCAACGAGCUAACUACCUUUCAUACCCAAGGCUUAAUACCGCAACCGCUGCAUCAUCGGGAAUUCAAGAAAUCCCAUCGACGGAUGUGACUCCAAUCUCCUCACAGGAGCCAUUGAGUCUUGCUCCACAGAUCGAUGUGAACAACGCGGUCGCGGGACCGAGCUUGCAGUUGCAAGAAAGUGUCUCUGUAAUUGAGAAUUCUCAGUAUCAGCAGGGUUACACAGCGGACCGGGAAAGGCUCCGUGCACAGUUAAAAGCUUAUGUUGGAUAUAAAGCAGAGGAGCUAUAUGUAUACAGGUCACUUCCUCUGGGUUUAGAUCGGAGACGCAACCGUUAUUGGCGGUUUUCGGCAUCAGCUUCUAGGAACGAUCCAGGGUGUGGUAGGAUCUUCGUUGAGCUUCAAGAUGGACGAUGGAGACUCAUUGAUUCCGAAGAGGGUUUUGAUUAUUUAGUGAAGUCACUAGAUGUUCGUGGUGUACGAGAAUCAAAUCUACACUUCAUGUUGCUGAAGAUAGAAGCUUCUUUCAAGGAAGCAGUGAGGAGGAAUGAUGAAGCAAAUCCUGGCUUGUGUUCUAGCUUGGAUUCAGAGAUCUCCACGGCGUUUAAGAUCGAGCUAGGGGAUAGUAACGACGCCGUUGAGAGAUGCGGCGUGUUUAAUCGGUUCCAGAGUUUUGAGAAGUGGAUGUGGGAUAAUAUGCUUCGUCCCGAUGCGUUAUCCGCGUUUAAGUACGGAGCCAAGAUAAGCAGACCGCUUUUUCGCGUUUGUCGGAACUGUGCGGAGUUACACUUUGUUGAGGAUAUUUGCUGUCCUAGUUGCGGUCAGAUGAUGCAUCAUGGUGGUGGUUCUGAUGUUGGUGAGUUGUGUUUCGCUGAGCAACUGGCUCAGCUCGGUGAUGGUUCGAGAGGAGGAGACGGUUUGUUUAUCUUGCGUGGCUCGAUCUCGUCUCCUCUAAGAAUAAGACUGCUCAAGAUUCAAUUAGCACUUGUCGAAGCUUCUCUUCCACCUGAAGGACUUCAAGCUUUUUGGACAGAGAAUCGAAGAAAGUCUUGGGGUCUUAAGCUGUUGUCUUCAAGUUCUACCGAAGAGAUUCUUCAGGUUCUCACAGCGUUAGAGGUCGCACUAAAGAGAGAGUUCCUGUCUCCAAACUUUGAAACAACUUCCGAGCUCUUGGAUUUACCGGAGGAAGCUCUCGCCGGCGACUUCGCUUGUUCCGGUAAUGUACUUCCAUGGCUACCAAAGACAACGGGAGGCGUAGCUUUGAGGCUCUUUGAAUUCGACAGCUCGAUUGUUUACACACCAGAUCAAAACAACGAUCCUCAAAAGGAGGACAAAGAAACUGAAGAUUUCGUCGGUUUGGAGACGAGUUUUCUGAGAAAGGAUCAAGAAAACGACGUGAUGGAGACGACUCCGGUGCAAGUUGCUGCUUACACGCAAGAAGAGAACUGGGCGGAUCCGGGUUUAGGCGGUGGUGUCUCCACCUCGGGGAGAGGCCGACCACCGCGAGGACGCGGCCGGCCUCGCUCCCGUGGCAAGAAACCGUCUCCAGCUUCUGGUAGACCACCACGAGGAGGUGUGGCAAACUCAAACGGCGAAACCAUGUUGAGACCGAGAGCUCAGCCGCGCGGUGGUAGAAAGAACGGAAGGCGCAGCGGCGGAACAAAAAGCCGGACGAGACCGACGAAAGGUACGCUUGGGAUAUCUAAUGAAGCAGUAGUAGGAGGAGGAGGAGGAGGAGGACGUCGGGCUAAGGAAGUUGUUGGAACGGCCAAAACCGCUCUCGAUUGGAUCGAAACGCCUGAAUUGCAGCAGGAGGAGGAUGACGGUGAAGCUAGCAGCUCGGAGAGGUCGUUUCAGUAUAAGGACUACGAUGACGUCAUGGCUCCGAUUGAUGAUUUUGAUGGUGGAGAAUCGAGUAAAUUAGUAGGUAGGGGUGAAUUUAGUUUACAUAGUGAUGAUGAAUACGAGGAAGAAGAUGAAGAUGAUGAAGAAGAAGAAGACGUGAGGAACACGAAAAUGGAUGUGAAUGUUGAUGAUGAAGAUUACAUAAACGAGGAUUCUGAUGGUAGAGAGCAGCCGGAGAUUAGUAUUGUUGCUAAUCGGAAAAGGUUUCCGUUUGAAGAUCCCGAUUUAACAUCUUCGUCUUCCUCUGAUUAUUAGUGACUAAUUUGUUUGUUUUUUUUAAAAAAAAAUUGUAUUAUUCAGAUGAAAAAAAUGCCAAAAUUUUUCAGUUAGCAUCAUCAUUAACCCUUUUUUAAGGUGACAAAUCAAUGUGAUAAUUUUGUCUCUUCAUCGUACAUGAGCAAAGCUUCUACGAUUUUAAUUAGUGUUGUUUGGUCCAGACCGGUCUGGUUCCGGUCAACCCAAUUUUAUAA
Messenger RNA from Thlaspi arvense, 6031 nucleotides. The record is from the annotation of a GenBank genome assembly. NCBI's taxonomy places the organism in Eukaryota, Viridiplantae, Streptophyta, Magnoliopsida, Brassicales, Brassicaceae.